Sphaerodactylus townsendi is the source of this 1707-nucleotide messenger RNA. It is a transcript of the gene MMAB, whose product is annotated as metabolism of cobalamin associated B. The record is from RefSeq and is a predicted model, not a curated record. Gene Ontology annotation, molecular function: corrinoid adenosyltransferase activity. Lineage: Eukaryota; Metazoa; Chordata; Lepidosauria; Squamata; Sphaerodactylidae. The transcript has 9 exons. The coding region runs from base 37 to 735 and encodes 232 amino acids.
GUGGCCGGGGAGGGACAUUUUCGGGCGCCGGCGGGGAUGGCGAGUGGGCGCUGCCUGAUCCGCGUGGCCGCGGCCGCCCGGUGGGGACUAGUCCGGCGCGCGCUGAGCCAGCAGCAGGGCGAGCCGCCCAGCCUAGAUGCCAAACCCAAGAGGACAAGCCAAGUCCCAAAGAUCUACACGAAGACUGGGGACAAAGGAUUUUCCAGCACGUUCACUGGGGAGAGGAGAGCAAAAGAUGACCAGAUCUUUGACGCCUUGGGGACAUUGGACGAAUUAAGUUCCACCAUAGGGUUGUGUGCUGAAUUUGGCAGUGAACACAACCACUCCUUUUUGGAAGAGCUUCACAAGGUACAGCGUAUGCUGCAAGAUGCCGGUUCCAACGUGGCAACUCCGAUCUCCUCUGCCAGAGAGUCUCACUUAAAACGAACGUCCUUUAGUGAAAAGCCCAUCUUAGAACUGGAGACCUGGAUCGAUCGAUACUCGGACCAGCUUCCACCUUUGACAGCUUUCAUUUUGCCGUCUGGGGGCAAGAGCAGCGCUGCUCUCCAUCUCUCCAGAGCCGUCUGUCGCAGAGCUGAGAGGUGUGUCGUUCCUUUAGUGAAAUCUGGAGAAGCGGAUGCGAACGUGGCCAAGUACUUGAACAGGCUUAGUGACUACCUGUUUGUCUUGGCCCGUUACGCUGCACGGAAGGAAGGGAAGGAAGAGAAAGUCUACACCAGAACGGAGGAACGGUAGGCGCAAGGCGGCGACUGCCGCUGCAAGCUAGAGAGGACUCAAUGAGACCAGAUCCACGAAGGAUGCCACUCUGAAACCUUGGAGCCGUGAGGAAUAACAUACCAAUCGCAGCUGUGAGCCACUCCGUGAGCCACGGAGGGAUUGCCGUGAUUCAGAAGCCGCAACGCCUGCCAGCAGGUGCGGUGGAGAAAAUCUCAGCUGGACUGCGAAGCUCUGGCCGAGACAUCACAUGCUCGUGUCCAAGUCCUGCCAGAACCUUCUUGCCAGCGCUGCAUCCCUCAAGCCUAACCUUGUUUUUAAUUUCCAAGCUGUCAUAUUUUUGCUGAGAUUAAUGCUCGCUCCUGGACUCUAACUGAGCCAAGUACUUUGACAUGCAGCAGAUGGGGCAGAGGUCCAAGGGCCAGGGCUGCGCAAGACAGCAUAUGGGGGCGGGGAGAAGGGAAAUAUUCUGUAUGUUAGAUGUGGUGUCCAAAGUCAGCAGGCUGAGGAUCUUGUGAAUUUGUCUUUCAUUGUUUAAAGCAGGCAGCUAUGAACAUUGCAGUGGAGAAGAGCGGGGGGGCGGGGAGAGGAUGAAAUCACGUCAAGUGGCAACUGCAAGAAGACAUGGAAAGCCUUUCCAUUGAGGGGGGGGACUCAGAGCUGCAGCAAUCUGGGCGGGGAGAGGAAAAUAAUAGCUACCAAUUUCUCACAUCCUUUGCAUGACUUUAAUCAUUUGUCCUCACUUCCGAUCAGGAAACGUUUUGCAGUGGAUUGAAAUGUUCAAAGACUGGACUUCCCCAAAGGGCUAGCAGAUAGGAGAACGGGGCCCCAAUUUACAGGAAAUACAGUUCCCCUUGUGGACAUGACACGCCUCCAGCAGCGUGAGGAGCUUGCUAGUCCCAGAAAGGGGGUGCAGAAGCGGGCAGAGUUUGCAAACAUGUCCGGAGGCAAGUCUUUGACAGCCUAAGACAAUCUAACCUCUUCUUGUUUGUG